Mytilinidion resinicola is the source of this 792-nucleotide messenger RNA. Its product is annotated as NAD(P)-binding protein. The transcript has 5 exons. NCBI's taxonomy places the organism in Eukaryota, Fungi, Ascomycota, Dothideomycetes, Mytilinidiales, Mytilinidiaceae. Bases 1 to 792 code for a protein of 263 amino acids. The record is from RefSeq and is a predicted model, not a curated record.
AUGGACUUUCCUGGAGUGGCGUUAGUGACCGGAGGAGCUUCUGGCAUCGGAAAAGCAACCGCCAUCCGCUACGCCAUCGAAGGCUGCAAACGCAUCGUAAUUGCCGACGUUAAUGCCGAACUCCUCCAGACUACCCAGAAAGAGAUUCAAGAAAAGUACCCAGAUGCCAAAGUCAAGGCCAUCACUCUUGACGUCCGUAGCCUGGAAUCCGUCCAAAAUAUGGUCGACGAGGCCGUAGCAGAGUUUGGGAGAAUCGACUAUCUUGCUAACGUGGCUGGAAUUGUCAAAUAUGGAAAUACUACGAUACUAAGCGAGGAAGACUGGGACUUGGUGCUUCAAGUGAAUCUGAGAGGAGUAUUUUUCUGCUCGAAGGCAGUCAUUAAGCAGAUGUUGAAGCAGGAGCCUUUAAUCAGCAAGAAUUCCCCAUAUCCGGCACGAGGUGCCAUAGUAAACGUAGCGUCACAAGCUGGCCUGAAAGGCAAUGGAGACCUCCCGUGCUAUUCAGCAAGCAAGCAUGGGGUCGUGGGGCUUUCCAAAUCCGAUGGCCUGAAGUUUGCUACCGAUGGUAUUCGAGUGAACGCGUUAUGUCCAGGGACUAUUGAGACUCCAAUAUUGGGCAAAUUGCCUCAAGGUGAUAUUGCGAAAGAGAGACAAGAAGCCAGGAUGAGAGAGAUUGCUAUGAAACGAGUUGGGCAGUCAGAUGAGAUUGCGCAUUGCAUCAUGUUCUUAACGAGUGGGAGAUCGAGCUUCGUCACUGCGACAUAUUUGGCUGCUGAUGGAGGCUAUAGAUAG